Molecule: messenger RNA, 4611 nt
Organism: Petromyzon marinus (sea lamprey)
Lineage: Eukaryota; Metazoa; Chordata; Hyperoartia; Petromyzontiformes; Petromyzontidae
Gene: IGF1
Product: insulin like growth factor 1
Biological process (GO): positive regulation of vascular endothelial cell proliferation; regulation of muscle cell differentiation; positive regulation of activated T cell proliferation
Cellular component (GO): extracellular region
Molecular function (GO): hormone activity; growth factor activity; insulin-like growth factor receptor binding
Source: RefSeq, a predicted model, not a curated record
CCGCGAUGGGACCUGGAGGGAGGGGGGGUGUUGCUAAGCGAAUGGCAGGGGGGCCGGAUCCCAGGAAUGAGCGACAGUCUGAAGAACACCUGUGUGUGGAUAUCUGCGUACCUUGUGAGUGCUUGUGUGUAUGGAGCGGCAGUGCGGUGGUCAGUGCACUGCAGCCAACCGAGGUUGGUUCCCGCUCACGGCAACCAACAUUGGUGAAUAUCUGUGCCCAGUCUUGGAUUUGAAGGUUUCAGCAAUGACAUUUCCAGAGGAGGGAAAUUCCACACGCUAUAUGAGCAGUGCCAGAGAAGAAGCAACCUCCCACUGAGCAAGGGUUGACUGGUGGCUUUGACGGAAAACCUUGGGUUUUGGAGUGGAGAGUGCACGGAGGGGAGUAGAGUGACAUGACAGGGGAGAGGCAGGAGAGCACAUGGAGGGUAGGGAAGUAAAAUUUGAAUAUGGAGGGGAAUAGAGUGAGAUUACAGGAACUUGCAGAUGAUGCAUGAUGUUUAAAUUGAUCCGAGACUGGAUUUGGGAGCUAAUAGGGGGAUUGGCAUAUUGGGGAGAUGGGUCAUGUUUAUUGGUGCGGAUGGGAAGUCUGACAGCGGCAUUUUUGGUAAUGUGGAGGUCAUAGAUCAGGGCGUUUCAGAAGAUGAAUGAAAGUGUCGAUGAAGGCAUGGAUAUUGGUCUGCAAAAGAUGGAGCAAGGAAUUGAUGGAUGUGGGAGAUGUUGUACACAUGGAGAUUAGAGAACCUGCACUCUUCAGAGAUGUGAGGCAAAAACGAAUUCUGGACCAAUAAUGACCGCACAUUUUCCCAAUCCCAGAUGUAUGUACAGUAUGUUGAACGUCUUUUGCACCAUACGUAGCCAACCUUGCUAAUCAGAUGUGCGGGAGGACAACAAACUAAACACAAAAAGCAGAAGAGAUUGCCCCAUGUAUAUUGAGGGGGAGAGUCAGUGGUGUCUCAUUAUGUAGAGCUUGGUGUCAUUUUCCAAGUUUCAGUUGAUUGUAAAAACCAAUGGGAAACCUCAUGGGACACCGGGGCAGAGAGAUUGCUGCAAAAAGGACAGCACUUAAAUGAAGGUGUAGGAGCAGUUUGAGAAUUAAGUCCUGAACUAGGAGAUGCAUACAUAGUUAUGGAGACGCUUAAGGAGGCUGCAGUGGCCAACAGUGUUGAAAGCAACAAUGAGCUUAAUGAGAACUGGGAGUGAGAGGGGCAAGCGGUCAGAAGAGAGGUAAUUUACCACCUAGGAGAGCAGUUUCAGGUGAAUGAACUUUAAAUAAUCCAAAUUGGACUGGGUUGUAAAGAACAUGGAAAAAUAUAUGUUCAGUGGGGCGUGAAAAUAUAAAUCUUCACGAGGGAUUCUCCAAGGGAGGUUGGUGAUUGGACAGUGAUGUGUGGAAAUGUUGGGUUUCACGUGGUUUUAUUGGGGAAGGGAACGACUAAAGGAACUCCCUGUGAUGUAGGGUCCUUUUUCUGUCCUCUCAGACUAAUGUCCCUGGUCGCCCGUGUCUCCCAUGGCUUCCGCCUCUCCGUGGUUCCACAGAGCCCCCGCCUCCUGCUGCUGCUAUCCUUGUCGCUGGGCCUGUGCGCCACAGUGGGCGCCGCGCCCGAGACGCUGUGCGGUGCCGAGCUGGUGGACGCGCUGCAGUUCGUAUGCGGCCCGAGGGGUUUCCACUUCUUGAAGCAGAACGGGCAGAAGAGCGGAGGGGGAGGGGGUGGAGGCGGAGGAGGAGGCCGGAGAGUGCAGCGCGGUAUCGUGGAGGAGUGCUGCUUCCGUCGAUGCACGCUGCGCUUGCUGGAGUCCUACUGCGCCGACUCCAGCAAACUCGAGCGCGACUACUCGGGCAUCAAAAUCGCAUCACUCAAGCGCCUAAUUCGGAAAUCCAAGGGCUCCGUGCCCGGGAAGGAGGAGUCCGGGACGCGGCAGAGCAAGAAAUCCUGGCAGCGGCGUCAGGAGCAAGGUCAAGGGCAGGGUCAAGGUCAGGGUCGUGGGCGAGGUCGGGGUCGGGGCCGCACCGAGCGGAGACUCAGGAAAGCGGCGAGGCUGCGUCCUUUCGACCCUACGAGCCCAACACCACCCUGAGUGUACACAGGGGGGCCCAGGACCCAGGGGCCCAGAGCGGAGCGGCCUGUGGACCCCGCGCUUCCCAUGGAGCCCCUGUGGAGCCCAGUGGGAACCCGUGGGACGCCGAACCCCCCGGGCGCCGAGGGGCGGUUUCACGGUUACGCGACACGGGCCGUAUUUUACCAUCUCAGUGAAUUCUGUGAAUUCUGCUGUUAUUGCCGUUAUCGUCGCUACUGCUAUAACUAUUGUCGUAUACGGACGCGGUAAUGAGCACCACCACCCUGUGCUGCUCGCCCCGCAUGGGAAUUGAACCCUGACCCUUGGCCACAGAGGCAAGUAGAGCUGAACUUCAGCCUCCAGGGAGGUGGAGGUUCCCUGAAAGGCUCAUCCUCCUCUCAUCACGGGCCUGGCCGAUCCCUCCACGCUGCGUGUUACCGACUGGGGCCCCGCACUGCCUUGUGGACUCGUCGUGUGUGCUCACCGCUGUAGGCCGCUCGUCUCUAUAAGGUGCAUUGUAUGGGUGUAUAUGCAGCUGUUAGUUCCUUGUAUAUACAGUACGUAAAUAUGUGUGCGUUGUGCGUGUGGACUGAUGGCACUUUGAGCGCGUGGCGCACACUCGUGGCGUGCGUCCCGCCACCUGUAGACCCUUUAUAAGAGCACUAAAUGCACCGCGCCCCAAGAGGGACGGACAGGGGCCUCCUCGGGGAUUCACGCCAAUCGCGCCGCCGCCCACUGCGGCCACGACCUUGCGUGGCCUCCAUGCCCCUCCCGCUUCACGGAACCUGGGGGGCAGGAUGCGGCACUGCGCGCUCGGUGGCACGGGACUCGGCUCAAGUGUGGAGUCUCGGAGAUGAAGAAACUUGAAAGGGUGCUGGCGACCCCACUCUGACCCCACCCCGACCGCAACUCUCCCCAAAAAAACCCAAAUGACCCCACCUAACCCCACUCUGACCCCACCUAACCCCAACAUCACCCCCUGAGUGCACCAGUAGUGUCUGGAAAGCUGGUCUCAUAUUUAAAUACGGUGGUGUGUAAACGUAUGUAAGCUUAUACACGCCGUUGUCUGUGGAGGUUAGCAACAGCAUGUUUCAUUAUCUUUGCAUGACAGCUGCAGAGAUGGUUGGCUUGAGCCAUCGUGACUCUGCAAACUAUCAACCAAUCUCAAACCUUAAAACGAUUUCAAAGGUCACAGAGUGUCUUUGUCUGAAGCGGUUACUUCCCCACGUCGCUGUGACGGGCAGAUUCAACCCGUUGCAGUCAUGUACCAAAAGUUCCACAGCACUGAGACGACUCUACUAAAGAUCACUGAUCACCUCUACAAGAUCAUGGAUGACCAGUGUGCUGCAGCGUUGGUUGGCCUCAAUCUCUCAGCCGCCUUCGAUACCAUCGACCAUGAGAUACUCAUUGGGUGGCUAAGGUCAAGGUUCAGUGUAUCCGGUACAUUACUGGGGUGGAUUGAGUUAUACAUACAUGGUCGAUCAUAGUUCGUCAACCUGGGUGACGAACAGUCAUCACCUAUGCCGUGCCGAGUUGACGUACCACAGGGGUCCAUCCUCGGACCCUUCCUAUUUUCAACAUACAUCUCUCCGAUCGCCAAUGUCAUCUCAUUGUUCUAUCAAUAUGCUGAUGAUACACAAUUGUACACUGCAGUGAAGUCAAAGUUAGACAUGGAGAGCCUCGGUAACCUCGAAGAUUGAACCCGAGCGGUGCACGUGUGGUUUACACGAAAUAAAAUGCUGCUUAAUCCAGAAAAAUCGGAGGUUCGGUUGGUUGGCACUCGGGCUGAGGUAAAAAAUUGUGGGAGGAUCAGGUGUGGUGGUCACAGACUCCAGGAUUCAGUUUUCUACUCGUAUAAAGAGCCUCGGCACCAUACUCGACCAAAAUAUGUCGUUCGAUCACAACCUGUAAAAGUCAUAUCCUGCAAUUUUCAUAUUAGGGCUCUACAACAUAUUCGAGCACGAUUGAGUCAUGACAUAGCCAACAUGGUGGCGUGUAGCAUUGCAACUCACUACUCUACGGGACGUCUGGCAAAAACAUUACCAAGCUGCAGUAUGUACAACAUUUUUUGGCACAUGUCCCGACGGGUACUGCAAGAUUUGACCAUGUCUGUCCAAUGCUCGCCGAGCUGCAUUGGCUUCCAGUUGCUCAACGAAUAUAUUAUAAGGUCGCAUUCAUUACACACAAAGCGCUUGCCACAAAUGAACUACAAUACCUUGCUGAUCUCGUCAAGGAGCAUAAACCAUCACGCGUACUCCGGUCAUCCUCACAGCGGCUUUUGGCUAGCCAACGAACAAAGACUGUCACUGCAUCGUGAGAUUUCAGAUGCGCUUCUCUGGUCGUCGAGAAUGCUCUUCCUUCCGAUAUUAGGAAGCCACUGGAGCUAUGCACUUUUAAAAUCUAGAUUGAAAACUAAUUUCUUUAGAACUGCUUUUUGUGUUUAGUUUGUUGUUCUUCCUCCACACCUCCGAUCAACAUGGUUGGCUACGUACGGUGCGAAAUAAGUUCAAGAUAAAUACAAUCAUCAAACGUAAAUAAAAUAUUUCACAAAGGGUA